GCCAAACAUUGAGUAAUUCAACUUUCUGAACUGUCCGCGGCGCAGUUCCGUUUCAGUUUGUUUUUCGCCACCGUCCAAUUGAAGCCUUUACGGUGGUGUUGAUAGCCUGGCGGUUGACUUUUUUUGCCUCUACGCUUCUGCGCGACCGUGGCUUGUCUAUUUGGGAUGGGGGCCGUUUUUGGAUCGCGGAUGCUGGAGUUGAGAUGUUGAUGGUGGUGUUUUUCCAGUUUGAGGCUGCUCAAAGUUCUUUUCUGCGUGUUUGCGUUUGAGGGUUACUCGAGUUGAUUUAAAUAGAGCGAAUCCCUCUUUCUAGAGUGAAUAUUUUGGUAUCAUCAUCAAUACAUUGACUGUCUUCUUACCUUUAAACCUAUCGCUGCAACUCAAGCUUAUAGCAACCAUACAACCAACCAACCAGUCUACUUCUGAACCAACAAAACAAACCAACAUGUCGUCUUCCACUGCCAACCAAGCCUACAACUACGUCUACAGCAACCCCUCAGAUGGCUCGACUUACACUGGAGGCCAGGCCACUUCCAGCGGCACUAUGCUUAACCAGUGGGCCAACACUCAAGACCGCACAGAACGAUUCUACGCCACAGGCCAAAAGACUGGCCACGGUGUAUGGGAAGGCAUGGAUAAGACUCUCGCUUUCGAUAGAGACUUUAAUGGAAGGAAAUGAGAAUAUCAAUGGAUAUAUGUUGUAGCAAAAGAUUGGGAGGAUUGUGGCUGUGAACUUUUAGCGUGGCGUUGGGGAUAGAAUUGGAGCCUUCAAGUUGUUUCCUUCUGGGCAUUGUAUAACGCAUUUGGCAUUUCACCUCUGAUAGGAUACCAUCUUACUCAAUUCAAUUUACCUCUGCUUAUCACUUGCAUAUUUAACUG
Molecule: messenger RNA, 879 nt
Organism: Fusarium redolens
Lineage: Eukaryota; Fungi; Ascomycota; Sordariomycetes; Hypocreales; Nectriaceae
Exons: 2
Coding region: 446-679 (77 amino acids)
Source: RefSeq, a predicted model, not a curated record